AUGAUUGAGACCCGACUGAGAAGUGUUUUUCCUCGCCGAGUCGUCUUCUCUCGUCUCUCCUCUUCCAUUCCAUUCCGCAGCUCUGUUCUCCCAAAUCAAUUCACUACCGCCGCGGCGCCGGAUCCAAGAGGAGAGGAAGAUGACUGUGGGCAUGAUCAACGCAAACCCGGUGGUGCACGAGCGGCCGGAGCGCGCCGCAAGCCCCCCCACGCCGCCGACGCGCUCGACCCGCUCGAUGUCUUUGAUAUUGUGCGGGACAUCAAGGACCCGGAGCACCCGUACUCCCUGGAGCAGCUCAGCGUGCUGUCGCAGGAGUCCGUCUCCGUUGACGAGAAGCUCGGACGCAUCCAGAUAACCUUCACCCCAACUGUGCAGCACUGCAGUAUGGCCACAGUCAUUGGUCUGUGCCUCCGACUUAAGAUGCAGAACUACCCUCCACAUUUCAAGGUUGACAUCAAAGUUGCUCCAGGAUCUCUUGCUAAUGAAGAAUCAGGUGUGUACACUGACAAGUUUCUAAGGCUAAUAUCUAAGAAGUAA
Molecule: messenger RNA, 537 nt
Organism: Miscanthus lutarioriparius
Lineage: Eukaryota; Viridiplantae; Streptophyta; Magnoliopsida; Poales; Poaceae
Source: the annotation of a GenBank genome assembly